Messenger RNA from Cynoglossus semilaevis (tongue sole), 2753 nucleotides. It is a transcript of the gene tmprss13a, whose product is annotated as transmembrane serine protease 13a. The record is from RefSeq and is a predicted model, not a curated record. Gene Ontology annotation, molecular function: protein binding; serine-type endopeptidase activity. The transcript has 13 exons. Bases 462 to 1937 code for a protein of 491 amino acids. Gene Ontology annotation, cellular component: membrane. Gene Ontology annotation, biological process: proteolysis. Lineage: Eukaryota; Metazoa; Chordata; Actinopteri; Pleuronectiformes; Cynoglossidae.
UGCUCAGACAUUUCCUCUUUCAGAAUUUGAAACUUCUUCCUGUAAUCUAUGAGUUCAGAUUUCUGACCAGUCAGCUGGUUACCGGAGUCACAGCACUGGAGAAAUGAGCAGCUCAAUAGUCCUCGGUGAUUCUAUGAAACCGGUCUGGCAGGUGAGAAACUGGUGCAGCAGUCACACCCGGCUGUGUGAUGAAAAGAAUGAGGGAUCAGGAGGACGAUGGAGGCCCAGUAGGAGGUGUUAAGGAGUCACGGGGAAGGGAUAUAUAUACCUGUUGUUCUUCAUAUGAGGCUCAGUGACAAAUACAGGUAGAAAACAGACAAGAAGAAGAAGAAGAGAACCAGAACAGUCACAGCAACCAGUGACAUCAGCAGACUCAGACCACUGCUCCGUGACAGGGUAAACAUCUGCUUGUGAAUACGUGACCUCCAGUCCACUCUUCACUCCCACUCUCUGCUGUUCCGAUGGCGAAGCAGGAACUGAACGACGCUCCACCUCCAUACAACACUGUUGUUGUGCACUCCCUGCCCUCCCUCAAGUCCUACGAUGAAGUAGCAUAUGGAACGGGCGCAGACCUGGCGCCCCCAUCCCAACCAUAUUAUAUACCUCGAUAUCCAGAACCAGUGAUUGUUGCUCAGGUCCCAGAGCCAGCCCCCAGCAGACAGAAGAGGAAGUUGUGUCAGAAGAAUGCCCAGUGUUUAGGAGGCUCAGGGGGUGUCGUCCUGGUGCUGGCUCUGCUGGCACUGGCCAUCUGGAUUGGAGUUCGCUUCGGCACCACAAUGGUAACGACGGCGAUCAUCUACCAUAACGAGGAGUAUUACAUCGAUGACGAUCCUUCACCAAGCACCGACACCUGCCCCAACAGCACUGUCUAUUGUGAUGGGAUAAAGGACUGUCAACUGGGCACUGAUGAAACCAACUGUGUGAGGUUUGGCCAGGACAACACACUGCAGAUCAGAACAUCUCAUGACAGUCGCUUCCUUCCCGUGUGCUACGAAGGCUGGGACCAGCAGUACACCGAGAAGACCUGCACUCAGCUCGGCUUUACAAAGUCCUUCUCCACCAAAGAGCUCCAGUCCGAGGACUCUCGUGGUUUACUGGUGACUGGCCCGUCAUCUCAGCCCAUCCAGGGUCAGGUGAAAGUCAGUGCUUCCUGUCCAAACCAGAAGUAUGUCUCCCUGCAGUGUGUGGACUGUGGUAGACAGCAGUCUACGUCCAGGAUCAUCGGAGGGACUGCAGCUAAGAGCGGUCAGUGGCCCUGGCAGAUGUCGCUCCACUUCAGAGGAUCCCACGUCUGUGGUGGAGUUCUCAUCUCUCCUGAUUAUGUACUGACCGCUGCCCACUGCUUCCCAAGCAACCCAGGAUUUUUGGCCCCACAGCUGUGGAAGGUGUACGGGGGUUUAGUCUCCUUGAGUUUACUACCCACACCUUUUCGGGUGAAGAAGAUUCUGAUAAGCGAGCGCUACAACAACAAAACCAACGACCACGACAUCGCUCUGCUCAAACUGGCCUCUCCAGUUACUUUCAAUGAUAAAGUCCAGCCUGUAUGUAUGCCGACCACAGGACAGACAUUUCCCCAAAACACCAAAUGCUGGACCUCAGGUUUUGGCACCACUGAUGCAGGAUCAGGGCUCGUCUCUCAAAGUCUGAUGGACGUGGCUGUGGACAUCAUUGACAGGCAAGUGUGUAACGGCGCCCGUGUGUACGGAGGCAGCGUGAGCAAAAAUAUGAUCUGUGCUGGAGACCUGGACGGCGGCAAAGAUUCCUGUCAGGGCGACAGUGGUGGACCUCUGGUAUGUGAGGCAGACAAUCACUGGUACCUGGUGGGGAUCACGAGUUGGGGGUCCGGAUGUGGAGAAAGAAACAAGCCUGGUGUUUAUACUGACGUCAGGAGUGUAAUGCCCUGGGUCUACAGCAAGAUGCAGCAAGAGGCACUGUGAAAUCCCUUUCUCCUGCGGGUGGCGGUGUGGAGCCCGUCACCGAGGAACCCUGCACUUUAAAGUCGUCGAAGAAAGACGGACAAAUCUGUCCCCCAGAGACAGACAUGAACUGAUGAAGGAAAACUCUGGUGAGAUGAAGUCGAGGGAACACAGCAGCAGCGGCGUUUGCACAUGUCCAACAAGGAACUUGAGUCUUUGUCUCUAUCGUCUCCAUACGCUGUCCCCUGUCUCACUGUAAUACACACACGGGUAGUGACUGUAAACUAUCUGACUUGAUUACUAAUAUGCAAUGGUUCAUGCACUGACUUGAGGUUUUUUGCCUCAGUUUCUGCCGCUGGUGGUGUACAUGAUGCCAGUGUUUACUCUCGGUACAUGCAAUGGGCCUUGGAGACGGCUGGCUGCUCUCCUCCUGCACCAGCGCAGCCGUCCUUUCUACUGUAAUGUCCUCAGAUGAAUGAUUGUAGAUGAGUUCAUUGUAAAUGAAGUGUGUUUGCGGAGGUGUGUGUUGCUCUUAGGUGCACAUCUCAGGGUUUUUUUAGCCAUAUUAUUAUUAUUAUUAUUAUUUUAAAAAGGGCACUUUGUAUAGCACAUAUGAAUGUUUGUGUGACCCUAAACCCCGCCCCUUGAUCAUUAGGACACUUGAUUGUGCUCCUAAGUCACCUCAUGUUCUCACACUGUGAAAAUAUCUAAAAUACCUGUUACACUGUAUAUGAACCUGUACAUACUGUAUUAUAUUUGUCGUGGGCUGGACAUGAUGUCCAUCAGAAUGUUGUACUUUUUUGGAGAUUUUGAACAAAAAUAAAAUGUCGAACUAUA